Molecule: messenger RNA, 1176 nt
Organism: Exophiala aquamarina CBS 119918
Lineage: Eukaryota; Fungi; Ascomycota; Eurotiomycetes; Chaetothyriales; Herpotrichiellaceae
Exons: 1
Molecular function (GO): protein binding
Source: RefSeq, a predicted model, not a curated record
AAACUGCGCCAGUGGGGGUUGUCUAGAAAUUUCAGUGCAAAAGAGAAGGCGAAAGCGGCCAAAGAUAUCAGACAGCUCUCGGUUAAAGGUCAAAAGCUUCCCACAGCCGUCAUGGUGGGAGGCAGAAGGCUCCCAAUUGGCCGUGUCGAACGUCAAGUACGACACGAUCCAGAAUAUUUAACCACGUUCGUGCGGAGGAAAUACAAGCCACGGGUUUCAGCUCCUCGACCGUCUCUGAAAGGAGCUGGUCAUGAUCUCGACACAGAGCGAAUCCUCCUAGAAAUCACGUAUUACUAUCCCACCGUUCUCACGCGAGGCUACUCGCCUCAGCACGAUCGCGCUCCUUGCACCGAUAUAAUUAUGCAAAGGAUACCUGCGGCCAAGCAGCUACUCAAGCGAGGCUUUUCUGCAGCCGCGUGGAAAGAGGUAGCGAUUGCUUGCGAUGUGGUCCACCGGGUCUUUCGUGGGCAGACCAUAGAACUCCUCCCGGAUCUCUUCGUGCUCUUCAUGAGUAAUUCUUGGACAAAUCAUAAAGCUCUGUACGGCGUGAUCAUUAAAUACUUUGCUCACGUGGCGAAGAUCGCCAUGGGCGAACAGCAUCCAAUAUCCAAUAUUCUCACCAUGAUGCAGAGCCGUGAGAAUUGGGAUAGGACGGGGGAAGUCGUCCUUGGAGCAAUGCUGGACCUUAUGAAGACUAGAAAGAAGGAUAUGGGUCCUAUCCGGCUUCAGAACAUGUAUAGACUCGAGACACAGUAUUUAGAUCGUGUGAAGCAAAGUGUUGGCCUAGAGGCUCGCCGGAAACUGCAGGAGGAAAAGCUUGCAGAGUGGCAGGGGCGUCUUGGUCCACGAAACCAGCAUGCUCUCGGCAUGAAGCACGAGCUUGUUGUUACUUAUGAACGACUAAGCCUCUUAGACAAAGCUGAGGCGUACUUGGACGAGAUUGUCAGCCAGGGUAGAGUCUUUGCUGAUGAUGCCAGCCUAUUCGGCGUCUACCCUCUUGCCGCAAACGAACUAGCAAAAUACCAUUUCCGAAAGAGCCGGUACGCUGAUGCGGAAGAGGUCUUGAACCUUGCUGCAUCCUGGCUCGAAAACAGGCAGGUUGCAGAGCGGUACAUUUGCGUGGAGGUUGGAGAACAGCUCGCUGCGCUCGACUGGAUGAAAGAAAAGGGUCUGAUU